Messenger RNA from Momordica charantia (bitter melon), 1279 nucleotides. Its product is annotated as jasmonate-induced oxygenase 2. The record is from RefSeq and is a predicted model, not a curated record. Lineage: Eukaryota; Viridiplantae; Streptophyta; Magnoliopsida; Cucurbitales; Cucurbitaceae.
CAAAAGAGAGAUAAGAGAGAGAGAAAAAUGAGCAACUGUUUGCAGAGUUGGCCGGAGCCGGUGGUGUGCGUGCAGUCGCUGGCGGAGAGCGGAAUAAGGAAGAUUCCGGGGAGGUACGUGAAGCCGCCGUCUGAGAGGCCGGCUUCGGGGGCUGAGGUGGCGGAGAACAUUCCGGUGGUGGACCUGGAGAAGCUGUGUAGCUCGGAGUCGGCGGUGAGGGCGGCGGCGGCGAGGGAGAUGGCGGCGGCGUGUAGAGAGUGGGGAUUUUUCCACAUAAUAAAUCACGGAAUUGGGGAGGAGAUGAUGGAGAGCGUGAAGGGGAUGUGGAGGGAGUUUUUUGAUCAGCCGUUGGAUUUGAAGAAGAAAUACGCCAAUUCGCCCACCACCUACGAAGGAUACGGCAGCCGUUUGGGGAUCCAAAAGGGAGCCAUUUUGGAUUGGAGUGAUUAUUUUUUCUUGAAUUUUAAGCCUUCUUCCAUCAGGAACCCAGCCAAGUGGCCUUCUCACCCCACUUUCUCCAAGAAAUUAAUAGAAGAAUAUGGGGAUGAAGUGGUGAAGCUAGGUGGGAAAGUAUUGAAGGAACUGUCAUUGAGCUUAGGGUUGGAAGAAGAUUAUCUAAUGAAGGCAUUUGGAGGAGAAAAUGGAAUAGGGGCAUGCAUGAGGGUGAACAUGUAUCCCAAGUGCCCGCAGCCGGACCUCACCCUCGGCCUCUCCCCACACUCCGAUCCCGGUGGUAUCACCAUUCUCUUGCCCGAUCACGACGUCCCUGGCCUCCAAGUUCUCCACGGACGCCAUUGGGUCACUGUUCACCCUAUUCCUAAUGCCUUGAUCGUCAACAUUGGUGACCAAAUUGAGGUGCUGAGCAAUGCGAUCUACAAAAGUGUGAAACAUAGGGUGAUGGCAAAUUCAAACAAGGAUCGAGUAUCGUUGGCCUUCUUCUACAAUCCAAAAAGCGAUAUGGUGAUUGAACCAGCCAAGAAGCUUGUGAGUGAGGGAAAACCAGCUCGUUUCCCUCCCAUGACCUUCGAUGAAUAUAGACUUCACAUUAGGAAGAGGGGUCCUUCGUGGAACUUAGAACAAUCUCUUGAAUCCACUUAAUUAGAAUUAAUAAUAAUCUUAAUGUGUAAUUGUGUAUGGCCUUGGCCUGGGUUUUAAAUUUUAUCCAAGUAAUAUUAUCUAUAUAUUAUAUUGUUAGAGCGUUUCCUCUUUCUUUGCCUUUUCAAAUGUACCACCAUUUGCCAUUGUCAAUGUUAGAAUUUGUGUUCCCCUUUGUCCUGAA